GGCGAGAGGUGGUGGCCGCGGGAGCAAGCGAGGGGAGUUUUCGCCAGCCUAGAUGGCUUCCAAAAGGAGAAAUUUGAGCUUUGCUGAAAGGCAUCAGAAAUUAGUAGAUGAAAACUACAGCAAAGAAUUGCAUAUCCAAGCACUGAAAAAGAUAGAGAAUCAAGUCAGGGAUCUAAGGGUGAAGAAUGAAAAUGAUGACCGUGUUGAGCGCAAGAGAUUCCUCAGAUUAUUACAGAAUGAACAAUUUGAGUUGGAUAUGGAAGAGGCCAUUCAAAAGGCAGAAGAAAACAAAAGAUUGUGGGAACGCCAGCUUGAACAAGAAGAAAAAUUGGCUGCAGAGUUGGCAAAACUAAAACAUGAAAGUCUAAAGGAUGAAAAGAUGAGGCAACAAGUAAGAGAAAACAGUAUUGAGCUCAGAGAAUUGGAGAAGAAGUUAAAGGCAGCUUACAUGAAUAAAGAAAGGGCAGCUCAGAUUGCUGAAAAGGAUGCCAUUAAAUACGAGCAAAUGAAACGCGAAGCUGAAAUAGUGAGAACGAUGAUGGAGGAACAUGAGAGACUAAGAAAGGAGGAGAGUGCUGCGGAGCACAGACGAAACAGAGUGAAAGCACAGUACUGCAGUGACCUGGAGAAACAGCUCGCAGAACAGGAAGGAGAAAAGCAGGAAGCUUAUAAGCAGUUGCUGAAAGAGAAACUCAUGAUUGAUGAAAUUGUUAGGAAAAUCUAUGAAGAGGAUCAAUGGGAAAGACAACAAAAGCUAGAAAAAAAGAUGGCAGCUCGAAGUUACAUAGAAGAGUUUCAGAAACAGCAGGCUGUCUGGAGGCAAAAGAAGCGUGAGGAGAUGGAAGAAGAAAACAGAAAAAUCACAGAGUUUGCCAACAUCCAGAAGCAAAGAGAAGAAGAUCGGCAGGCAAAAGCCCAAGAGUAUGAAGAAAAAAGACUGCAGCUUCAGAAUGCGCUGACUCAGAAAUUAGAAGAAAUAGCGCGACAACGUGAAGAUUUGGAACAAGUGCAACAAGAAUUAUACCAGGAAGAGCAAGCUGAAAUAGAUAAGAGAAAACUAAAAGAAGAAGAAGAAAGGAAAUUGAGAAAGCAAAAGGAGAUGAAGCAAAGUUUUGAAGAACAGAUGGCCCUGAGGGAACUAGUACUGCAGGCUGCGAAGGAGGAAGAGGAGAUGUUCAGAAAAGCCACGCUGGCUAAACUGGCGGAGGAUGACCGAGUUGAGUUAAUGAACGCUCAGAAACAGAGGAUGAAGCAGCUGGAGCACAGGAAGGCUGUGGAGAAGCUUAUCGAAGAACGUCGCAACCAGUUCCUUGCAGACAAAGAACGUGAACUGGAAGAAUGGCGGUUGCAGCAAAGAAGACAAGGAUGUAUUAAUGCAAUUAUCGAAGAAGAAAGACUAAAACUCCUCAAAGAACAUGCUACAAAAUUACUAGGCUAUCUCCCUAAAGGAGUAUUUAAAAAAGAGGAUGAUAUUGACAUGCUUGGUGAAGAGUUUAGGAAGGCAUAUCAGACAAGGAGUGAAGUUUGUGAAGAGAAGUGAUAUCACUGAGAUUUGG
Messenger RNA from Trichechus manatus latirostris (Florida manatee), 1556 nucleotides. It is a transcript of the gene MNS1, whose product is annotated as meiosis specific nuclear structural 1. Gene Ontology annotation, biological process: cilium organization. The coding region runs from base 53 to 1540 and encodes 495 amino acids. The transcript is spliced from 10 exons. Gene Ontology annotation, cellular component: motile cilium. The record is from RefSeq and is a predicted model, not a curated record. Lineage: Eukaryota; Metazoa; Chordata; Mammalia; Sirenia; Trichechidae.